GGCCUUCCUAUUAUAUUUUUCCCUUGUCGGAGAAGUGUUGAGACAUUAGAGGAAGAUGAAUAACGUACCCAGUGUGAAAUCUACCGGCGCUCCACGGCUGCAGUUGUUCAACUGUACCUACUAUGACUGUGGUGCCACUUUCACACGGCAGUGGAGACUGAGAGAACAUGAGACGGUGCACACUGGGGCGCGCCCACAGCAGUGUAAGUUUCCUGGCUGCGGUCGUCGUUUCUCGAGAAAAUCCCACCUGAGCCGCCACGCCCUUCAGCACACCGGAAUCAAGAAAUUCAAGUGCACCACUGUGAGCUGCACCAAGAGUUUCGUCAAUGCGGACAAGUUGAAGCGACAUGUGCGUUGUGUCCACGGCGAGAGGAGCAAGUAUUUCAAGUGCAACCAGCCAAAGUGCUCCCAGACCUUCAAGAAGCGUCGAUUGUUUAAAUUGCACUUGAGGCAGCAUGGAGUGUCUUCCACUUUCAAAUGCUCAAAGGAUGGAUGCGGUGCCACGUUCGACUCUCGUAUUGCUCGCAAAGCCCAUGAGAAAAAGCACGCAGGAUACCGCUGCCCUCAUGCCAACUGCCAGGUGCUUGAACAUACCUGGGGCAAACUUCAAAAGCACAUGGCAAAACACCCAGCCACCUUCACUUGCAAGGUGUGUAACAAGGUGUUCAAAAAAAUGGACUCCCUGCGCAGACACAAGAGGACCCACGCCUCACGUAAGCCUGUGCUGCUUUGCCCCAGAACUGACUGCCAGGCCUACUUUUCUACAACCUUCAAUCUACAGCACCACAUCCGCAAGGUGCACCUCCAGCUCCUCAAGCACAGCUGCCCGUACCCCGAGUGCACACGCACAUUUGCUAUGCGGGAGAGUAUGAGCAGACACCUGAAGACACACCUGCUUCCCUUUGACCCAGCAAUUGUCAGUUUGAAGAGGACCCGCUCCCGGUCCAGGAAAUCCUGGCAGAAGCGUCUCAAUGGGCACCACCUGCCGCUGGUGGAGGAGGACCUGCGUCGCCUCUUCGGCCUGCGCAUGCGAAUCUCCCGCCGUGCCAAGGUGGAGACCAACCUCGCAGGGCUCUUCAACGAACGCAAGAUUCCCCAUCAUGUUGACCCGGAGGUGAACCUGCGCAACCUGUUCAAUCUCAAACAGCCUCAGCUGGUGGAGGCCAAGCCUGAGGCCCCCCCAGUAAAAGCAUGAAUAAAAAAUGCAUGCAAACUGGUUCUGUAUAUUGCUUGAUUGUUUAGUUUGAACUGAAAUUGAAAUAUUUUCUGGUUUUGAAGGCUGGAUAUUUUUUGUUAGAUAAGGUCAAUGUUUUAGUUUAUAUAAGAAAAAAAGAUUUGGUCCCUGUUAAACUACUCAUUUAAGUGUUGCUGACCCUACAAGAGAAUAUUAAGUUCUGAAUUUUUUAAGUAAUUAUUUGCAUUGAUUAAAUUUUGUUAACUUUGGGAAUUUGAAAGGGACUUGCAGUUAAUAAGUUAUGGUUGUAAUUAAAAUGGUUUCUUUGUAAAAUGACAAUGGCUGACCAAAUAAAAUGUACUUGUGUUUAAAAAAAAAAAA
Molecule: messenger RNA, 1555 nt
Organism: Myripristis murdjan (pinecone soldierfish)
Lineage: Eukaryota; Metazoa; Chordata; Actinopteri; Holocentriformes; Holocentridae
Gene: 42sp43
Product: P43 5S RNA-binding protein
Exons: 9
Coding region: 56-1195 (379 amino acids)
Cellular component (GO): nucleus
Source: RefSeq, a predicted model, not a curated record